CAAAACAAACCCAAGAGAGAGCUGUAUAACAGCGUGUGGACUCCAUUGAAAAGAGGGCCUUAUUAUCUCCAACAGGGGAACAUACACGAGGUCCUACACGAAGCGAGACGUGUGCGUGGGCGUCCUAAAAACCUGAAGCAAACAGAGAACCACACCAGACCACAACAGACCAGACCAGGUUGAGCCCAAAUACUGACACCCCCCUUCUCCCCUCCCCCCUCAGCCUUGAAGGCUGAAUCCACCAGAUUGUUUCAUUUAGCAAUAAUUUCUUGUGCUGAUCGGACAACCUCAGGCCACUGGGACUGGACAGGAGGCCCAGAGGUUUCCCCCGCUGGAGCUCUAAGCUGUGCCUGGCAAUGCCUCAGCCCAGCGUCAGUGGGAUGGAGCCUCCCUUUGGGGACGCCUUUCAGAACUACUCGUUUGCUGACCAGGCCCUGACCAGCACUGAGCUGCUCGCCACCAGCUCUGACCCAGAUUUCAUGUACGAACUGGACAGAGACAUAACCCACCGGCAGAGCCCCUGUGGGGACAGCGUGGUGGGUGCUGGGGACGGAGGCAAGGAGGUGGAGGGUGGUGUGGAUCAGUUCAUGGGUCUUGGCGAGUGUGAGACAGUCUACAGCAGCUCAGCGUUUGAACAGUGGGACUCCUACUGGGAAGACCUCACCAGAUACACACGGCUGGCCAGCUGUGACAUCUGGGGCACCAAAGAGGUGGAUUUCCUUGGAUUAGAUGACUUCUCUAGUCCCUACCAGGAUGAGGAAGUGAUUGGUCGAACCCCAACGCUGGCUCAGCUUAAUAGCGAGGAUUCGCAGCCUGUGUGUGAGGCCCUCUACCCCCCUACUGACCUGACCCUGCCUGCCCCUCAGCCUCAGCCGUCCCAGCUUCCCAGUCACAGUAAGAGACCUCUGGUCCCUGGCCAAGGAUUUGGCCCCGGCUCCGCACGUCCCUCCCCGAGCUCCACAUCCUCUUCCCGUCCUUCCCGCAGCCUUCUCCCAGACUUUCCUGAAAGCUCCCAAAAAGCCACCAGACCUGUCCCCUCCAGCACUGAGACUAUGGCCAAGACCCAGAACCUCAUCAGUCUCACCCAGGACCACGGCCAAGCUCACACCAAGCACCAGGGGCGCGGAACCAAGAUGGCAGCCCCAACUUCUCACGGCACUGACUUUGUGCAGAAGGCUAAAGUCCGUGUGAGUGCUGUGCCUAAAGCUCAGACCGACAUGCCCUCCCAGACAGAUUUCGAGAGGUCAGAUGCACCUCUACCUCUUUCCCAGCCCCAAGAUGAGAAGGCCUGCACCUCAGCGAGCGCCACCUUGGUAGGAAUUCCAGUUGCUGCAGCCAGUGGCUCUGCCAGUCUGACGAGCUAUGAGAGGAGGGCAGAGGGGGCAGGUAGGAGGGAGAUACCUGUAGGCUGGUCCGCCACCAUGCCUCAACUGGUCGAGGCGAGCCAGGCCCUGGAGAGUAGUACCUCUGGGCUGGUCAGCAGCGGCGAUAGUAUGGCGGGAGCUAGCGGCAGUGGUGGAGUUCUGGUUGUCGAGGGGACGGAGAAGAGCAAGGAGGAGGAGCACAACUACUCUCUGUUCCUGACCCGCAGGCUGGCGGGCAGAUCCCACUCCCAGCUGGAAGAGGACGAGGAGGAGGAGGAUGAGGAAGAGGUGGAGGAGGAGGAAGGCGAUGGGCUCGAGCUGGAUGACGAAGACCACGAUGAGGGUUUUGGCAGCGAGCAUGAACUGUCUGAAAAUGAGGAGGAGGAGGAUGAGGAGGAGGACGAAGACUACGAAGCUGACAAGGACGACGACAUGAGUGAUGCCUUCUCCGAGCCAGGCUGUGACAUGGAGCUGAUGGAGGACAUUAAAGGCCUGACAGCAGGAGUCUCCAGCCGGAAGAGAAGCAGGCGUCGCUACUUCUGGGAGUACAGCGAGCAGCUCACCCCCUCCAAACAGGAGCGUAUGCUGAAGCCGUCUGAGUGGGACAGACACACGCUGCCUAGCAACCUCUACCAGAAGAACGGGCCUCUCCAUGGAAAGUAUAUGCUGAAGAAGUCUCGGCGCACAGACGUGGAGGACCUGACACCCAACCCACGCAAGCUGCUGCAGAUCGGCACAGAGCUACGCAAACUGAACAAGGUGAUCAGUGACUUGACCCCCGUCAGUGAGCUGCCGCUGACUGCACGACCGCGGUCACGCAAGGAGAAGAAUAAGCUGGCAUCCAGAGCUUGUCGUUUAAAAAAGAAGGCCCAGUAUGAAGCAAACAAGGUGAAGCUCUGGGGACUCAGCACAGAAUACGAUCGGCUGCUGUUUGUUAUCAAUGCCAUCAAGGAGGAGAUAGUGGCCCGAGUGGAGGACUCCUCUCCGCGUCCGACCAACAUGGCCGACACUCUGGAGCAUCUCAUCAAAGAGACACUCGUGGCAUCACCUGUUGCUGGGCAGACUUCAGACUUCGUCAACAAGAUCUUGGAGAACACAGGACGUGGCGAUCCCACCGGCGGACUGGUCGGCCUGCGUGUCCCCACCUCCAAAAUCUAGACAAACCGUGGUCCACUGAGAGAAGUGGACUAGAUAUUACCACCGUGCUGUCCUAUUGUAACUAUGCUCCCCUCUGCAUGCCCCUCCAACCCAGAGUACAUACACAUUGUUAGUCACACAAACACACAUACCACUCCCUGUGUGUAUGUAUGUGUGCUUGUUUUAGCCAUGCACCUGUAUGGCGUACACCCUAGCUUACUGUCUCUGCACGCUGUGCGCAGAGUCAGUGCGUCACUGUCUCCCAACCCAUUGUGAGCGUCUGUUGGGAAAAGCGCCUCUUAAAGCAAGGGAUGGUUAGGUGUAUAGCUAAUAGCACGUCCUAAAUCCACUGGUGAUUAUUAGAUGUGUUUAACAUAGUGUUGUGUAGGGUCGGUUCAGACAGAGGUCUGCUUCCAGGGCUGACAUGGAGACAGUCACACGAGUGUAACCACUGGAAAACUUUCACAUAAUUUGCUGAGGUUGUAAUGACAGAGGAAGAAUUGUUACACAUCAGACACCAUCAAAGGUUGGAAAAAGUUCCAGUUAUCAUUUCCUAUAGGAGGCUUGCCUCACAUGGCAACAAACUAAACUCCAAGCUCUUACAAUUGACCCACUCAGUAAAGUACUAUAAUAGCUUUGGUUGCCAAGACAGCUGCAGAGGAAAAAAAAAAGCAGCGUUCUCUGAGGCGUUAUGGGGUGGCAGGAAAUAUUUUGUAUUGAAGGCCUAAAUAUGUUCAUGCCAUCCCCUGUUUGCCAAUCAGGUCUGCUGUUGUUAAAAUGUAGGAGUUAGCAAAAAAAGCUCAAAACAAAAAAGCAGAUAAAGUUAAAAAUACACUUAAAUGAUUAAGCGUCAGACAUCCUGCUGGGUGGAGGUUUGCGGCAGGCAGGAGGAAGCUUAUCGGCUAAUUUUGACGACGUUAACUUAAACAACAUGAGGUAGCUGACCAUGUGGAGAGGAAGUGCAUGUCGUUUGGUGCUUUUCAGCCUUGUGCUGGUUAUAACUGGACUGGGUGAAACAGGCUUUUUGCCAGAACGGGAGCAGACUGUGAGGACAAUGAUGAUGGUGGUGAUGAAGAAGAAGACAUAGACAGUGAUCCAUCUCCUCUAGGAAACUGUACAUAGAAGUGUCUCCCAGUGAAAAACGGCACCGGCUCCCCUUUUUGUACAGUAGAGAAGACCAGGCUAACAGUUUGGUGUGUUCAUACUAGUGUUUGAUCAGAGUUCUAUUCAUUGUGCCUUGUGUAUGUAUGUGUGUGUUUCUGUAAGUCUGAGUGAGUGUGUGAGAGGGACUGAACGAGAGAAGGUAAUUGGUCAGAGCUCCCUGAGGUCCAGCCAAGGAGAGGACUACUUUACACUGAGGGAGUUUGUUAGUGCGAGGAUGGAGACAUUUGUGGGGUUCGCUGUGUAUUUCAGUUGUCUAAAGAUAUUCUGAAUGUACAUAAAACAAGUGGAAGCUCUCGUUGCGUGAUGCCACAGAGUCUGUGUAUAUAGGAGGGCUCUGCAAUAGAUUACUUUUGGUUUUUGGUACUCUUGUCUUUAGGGAUCGGGGGAGGGUUAAGAGAUAUUUUCGUUUAGAGUUACAAAAAAAAUAUUUGCACACUAUAUUUUGAUUGUUUUUUGUACCAAAGACACAUGCAACGAAAUGGCGACCAGCCAGUUAAAGUAAGGUUUUGCACAGCUUACCUGACGCCGUAUUGAAUGUAAGAAAUGUGGGAGGGUCAGGGAACUUCAUAGAACUGUGAAAUUAGCUUGGGUCCAAUUCUGUACAGAAAAGGAACAUUCAUGAAUUUUUUUAAAAUCUGAAAAUCAACCCCGUCUGUGGGCUUCUCCAGUAGAUGUGUUGCUUAGCAAGCACUUCAUUCCUGAACUGAUUCCUACCCCCCACAUGCUAAUUGUUUUAAUGGCGCUUUCUAGGAUAAAACCCAAGAGCGCGAGUAGAUAAGCUAUGUUACAUUUUUGCUUGUUUGUCGAAAUGUCACCAACAAUAACCAAAAUGUUUUGUUCCUGUUGUCAUUUGUUUGAUUUCUGUAUGUAGAAGAGGUCUAGUCAUCAUCAACAGAAUAUUAACGGAAUUGUGUUUUAAAGUACUGUAUAUAGACACAUUAAUGCUAUAUCUAUCAAUGGUGAAAUGCCACUUUUCAUGACAAUUGAUUCAUUUUUAAGCAUGACACAUUUCUAAAAGCCUAUCCUUGCAUUGAGAUGUUAGAGAGAAAAAAAACACAAAAACCAAAAAAAAAAAAAAGUUCUUGUUAUAUUUUUGUACUUUAGCUGCCUGCUAGCUUUCCUGUUGGUUUGGAAGUAUUCAUUGGUAGGAGAGAAGGAGAUGUGGAGGAAAAGAGGAGACAGGUCUUAAAGAGCAGCCAGUCAAUCUGAUAGUUUGAUAUAUGAAUCGACACUUGACCUCUUCAGUCUCCUUUGCUGGCUGAGGGAAAUACAGAGAAGCAGGACUGGAUUUAUUUAAAACAUAAUGCAGUGAAGCCAUGGUCUAGUUUGAAUGGUCUAUAAAGAGAAUGAGGACAUGCUGUCUUUAGCGAGGACAGGAAAGCAAGGAACUCGGAGGACAACAGCGUGAAGAUGUGAGGACAGUUUGCAUAAGAAAGCCAAAGCCAUUUGAUUCUGGCCCAAACUGAUUUGGAUUCAGCGCUGCACAUUGUCAUUCAGAUUUCUACACGUAUUCCCUCUGUUGACCAUGAAGUUGGUUGAGUUUUGCAUUUCCUGGGAGAGGCAUUGUUCCUUUUGAGGUGGCAUUGCUGGAUUUUUAUCUGCCUGGCCUUGCCUUUAGUCCUCAGUUCACACCCUUCCUGACCGCUAAGAAUAACUUAAUUCACCAACACUCAGAGUUACAGCAUCCAGGCCACAAAUUGGCAGCAUGUCCAACCUUUAGAAAUGCAUGAUGCCUGUAUGCUUGUCUCCCUGCUGCCUACCCGGAGGAAACGCCGCCAUUCCUGGGAACUUAAAAAUUCAACCAAACGCGUCUGAUGAGGCUGAAUUCAGGUUAGCUUGAAGUGAAGAAGGCGCUCCUUCACAGAAUGAACUCUGAUGUCUGACGAUGGUGGUCUUUCUGUAUCGUGUGAUUGAAUAACAGCUAGUGCUACAUAUAUAUAUUUUUACUGAUUUCUGUUCCGUCUAAAAAGGGAGAAAUGGUGCUUUUUUCUGAAACUAGAAUGAUGAGUAUCCAUGAUUCUUAUUUGACUCCUUAGUCUAGUUGUAGCCUAAUGACUUGCUCUCCCCUACCGUCCAUAGCUAUUUUCUUAGUAGUGAUUCAUUUUUGUAAAUAGUCUAUAUAAGUUAAUAUGUAUCUUCUAAAUGUUAGAUAUAUGUAUAGAAUACUCUAUCUUAUAUGUUUGAAAACAAAAGCACUUUGUCCAAAAAAGGAAAAAAAAAAAAACACAAAAAAAGAAAAAGAAAAGCAUUUUUUUCUUCCAUUUGCUGCUAAAAGGCCUGGUGUGAAUGCUGCAAGUGUACUUGACGACUACUUGCUAGGAUAGGUCUAUUACCUGACUUGGCUAGGUCUAUAAACUAGCAGGGAUUAGGUGUAGGACCUGACGAGGGCUAGAUCUACAUGUUCCUGGAGCCAUGUAAUGAUGCGAGGUGUCGUAUGAGCGCGUAUCAUUGCUUGGUUUUUGGUGUUUUGACAGGAUAGGUCUAUUUCCUGGUCAGGAGCCGUGCGGAUAGGGUGUUUGUGGUCUUAAAAAAAAGAGGGUUUUGAUUCCAGGGCCCCUACGUUGAUCCUGAUGCUGACCCCCUUGGCGUCAUGAUUCAUUUGCCUUCAGUAGAGGUUUCCUAUGGAAAAACUGAUUCUGCUUUGGCUUCCUCUUCAGGGUGAUGUACAGUGUAGACACAUUUCUCCAGAGAGCUAUAUUGUUAUCAUUUGUAAACUGAUUUCUACUUGUGACUUAAUGAGGAGGGGGUUUAGCCUAGGGCGGCCAGGAAGAGCCCAUUUGAAAGACGUUGUUCCGGGCCGCCUUAGGGGAAGUUACUAUAUCACUGUACUGUAUGGCAAGCCAGUUACAAAUGGAGGCUCAAUCCGGACACUUAUUGCCUUUUUGAACUUUUCACUUACACACAAACAAAAAUAAUAACAUGGCAGACAUGUCAGUUGCCAAGGGGUGUGCCCGAGGUUAAUGACAUUGUUGCGCCAAUAUACAGUCAACAACAACAAAACCAUUCAGCCUGAUAGGCUCAAAACAACCUUGACUGAAGUAGCAGACGUGGUGAAAUAAGUCUGAAAAACAGCUUCAAAAAAUUUGAACUACUUGUGCUCAGUUGUAUCUUUUGGGAUAAUAUUUGAAGCAUUUUUUCGGCUACAGUUUUGCCCAGGUCUGGCAGGGGGUCAACAGUGGUUAAAGGGCUGCUGGUUGGCCGACAGUAGAGCGGAGUGUUUGUGUUUUGUAGUCGAUCACGAGGCUGAUACAAGAAAGAGUCCUCACAGGUUUUUACAUUUAACAUGAUAGGCGCAAGCUGUGCAACUUUACAUUCAAACCAGGAGACUCUGUGGCAUUUUAACAGUCAAGGAAAUGAGUGAAAAUCCACGCCAGUAAAACUAUUCCUUAUUCUUUUUAUUUCUGAUGACAUAAAUCCUAUACAGUCAACUAUUAAGCUAAUAGAGUGUGUAACUUUGUGCUACUCUUGUCCAAUAAAAGCUAAGUGGAUCCAUAAAGCUCUUCUUCAGCAAAUCAGGGUAAUAUCGUUCUUCUAUCUGACAUAUGUGAUGACAUAUAAAAUCAAAAGAAAAUAUAUUUAUGUAUUCCAAUUAUUGUCGCCAUUCUUUACUCUGUACAAAAUAUUUUGUGUGUGUGCGUGUGUGUGCGUGUUAUGAAAUAUCAAUGUCAAUCAAUAUAGUGCAAUGCUCUCUACACAAACUGAAAAAAAAGGCCAACAGACUUGUCACAAGAAUAAUCAAAGUUUCUCCGCUUUCUCUAGAUCGGUAUUCUAACAUACACAACCUGCAACAUUUUCCUCUCACAAAGGAUUUGACUCUGAUUUCCUGCCGUGAUCCAACUGGGGUUUGUCACUUGGUGCUGAUUACUUUUCGUUAUCCAAGAAGUCAUCCAAGAAUUUAAAUAGCAUCUGUAUUUAGAUCCACUCACAAAUAACAUGUGAUUAUUGUUCCCAAUAACUGUCAUCAGACCGGACUUCCCCUCUCGAUCAUUUUCAUUGAUUCUAACUGUCCCUGUUGGACCAAUCAGAGGAAGAUUCACACUGAUUCUUACUCUGAACAACAGAAUGAUGAUUUCUGUAUUACUGAGCUGUAUGAUCGCUGUUGUUAAGCAUACCAUUAUUUGUUGUGUAAAAGUCAGACUCUGGGAUUUAACACCACUGCACAAACUAUCCCAUCUGUUAGGUACAAAAUAUUGACCAGAACUGCGAAAUUAAUGCACAUAUUCUGGUGCAUUAGGACGUUGUUUUGUUAAUUUAAAUAGCAAGUGGAAUUUCCUUUAAUUGUUAAAAUAUUGGUAUAAAUCCAACUUGUGUAAUAUUUGGUAACACUUUAUUAUUGUUUCUGAAAUGUUGGAAUAUUUUCAAAGAAGUUUCAUGGAAGGAGCUAUUUAUUUGUUUGUAGGGAAAAUAAUUGAUUCACUUAAAGUGCAAAGCAGGAAGGCUUUAACAUAUAUGGAAGACACUGUAUGAGUGAAUACUUAACUUGGCUUUAAAGCUGCCCUAAGCAAUAUUUAUAUAUUUAAAAAAAUGAUUUAUUUACUUCAUGUAAAGUGACAGGUUGUUGCCUGGAGUAAUCAACCCACAGAGAACUGAAUAGAUUCUGCAGCUCUGCUCAUCUCAAUUGAGCAUUUUAGCAUCUUUCAGCUUUUUGUUUUGGUUUUCAGGCCUGAAACUUUACUGGUUUUCACAGACAGACACAGUUAGCAGUUAGCUGGUGAACACAGCCUCAUGCCCAAUAACAGCAGCAGAUUUAAAGCCAAUUUGACAUAGUCAAAUUGUUUCUGAAAACUACGAAUACAUUACAUUUGUACAUUAUUUUGUAACAGAUACACUGAAACUUUGUUUGUCACAACGCGGUGGGUGGUGAAGGUUUGGUUAGGUUAAGGCACAAAAACAACUUGGUUAUGGUUAGGAAAAGAUCAUGUUUUGGCUUAAAACACCCAUGUUUAGUGGCAAAAAAGCUGCUGGAAAAACAAGUCCGUAAAAAACACCCAGGAUCAGUGCCACACACUGUUGGACAUGCAGCAGGUGUUUGUUGGAUUCAAACAGUCGUCCAUCAUCCCCGCAACAUCCCAGUGACAAAGUCAGCUUAGAUACUUCGUCACUGUAGAAACACUGAUAUGAUUCAUAUGAAAUGUGAAAAUAUAACAUACAGUUGUGCUUUACAGUAACAUACAAUGCAAACAUUUUCUUCUGGCGGUUUGGCUUUGCCAUGGUGCCCUAAAAGACUUUAUCGCAAUGACUGACAAAUUUUUUAACCAGAAGUCAAACUUUUUUGGCUUCAUGUGCCACUGAGCAGUUUACGUAGGAAUGGACGGUGCCCUGCUUCCAAUGCUGUAUCCCGUUCUCUUUAUACAUCCAUGGCAUGUCCUCAGACCAUUCGCCAUUUUCUGCUUUAUCGCUUCAGCUUUGAUUUGCUUGAAAUGGAUAUGCCAUCAGGUUACUCUUAGAUCACCAUGAUAAAAGCACUGCUUAAGUGAAUGAUAUUCACUUAGGCACCCCAGGACACAGGGAAGCAUUUAGCUGAGUUGGUAGAUACCUAAAGCAGAUCUUAAAGAGACUAAAUAUUGGACUUAAGUUCACCACAUGGCCAGAAACAGGACUCCAAAUGAAUGAUGCUAUUUGCUAACACGUUCACCACAACUUUAUAAGGGAAAAACACCAAAUAGCUGUUUCGAGGAAACUUCUCAGUAUGUUAUUAUGAAAUUACAGAUCUUAAAGAUGAAUGUUGCCAAAUAUUCUUUCCUAAAUAAAUGGGGUUUGUCAAAGAAAAACUACAAAUGACCUCACCUCCUGCUGGUUGUGAUGUCAGAUCUCAGAGUCUGGUUUUGAGUUUCUUUCGGGGCAUUUCAAAUGUUUCCUGUCUUGUUUGGACCCAUGUGGGCUGCCCUCGUUGCUUGUAAAAACACCUCAUCUUCAGAGGCUGUAUGCUUACGACCCUCCACAUUUUUCCCUGUGUAAAGUAGAUGCAUACAGAAAUGUACUCUGUGACAUAAAGAAAUGCUGUGGGAAUGAUGUUUCUGCAUGCCGAUUUCCCGCGUAGCACUGAGAGAAUCAAGUGACGUCUGGAGUUCUUCGCAGAUUGGGAAAUAAUUUGGCCAAUCAACGGUCUCCAUCAUCACAAAGUUCACUCACUGCACUGUCAGUCGAAUGAUUUCAUACUUGCUGCUAUUGAAUGAGCACAAAGAGACUUAAGUUUUUGAUUUCGAGUGUCCAUGACACAAUUACCGUUUAUUAUUACCACACACCCCGUUUUUUGUUUUCAACACCUUUUUUCCUACGACAGUCAAAAGACCAACAGUGUUACUCACCAUGCACUUGGUUUUUGAAUAUGAUGCCUGCUGAACCAGGUGCCUUAAUCAAAUAUAUGAGAACACAAAUCUGCACCUUUUGUCAGUCUGGAGGGGGUUUCCCUACAGAAACAAGGGGCUGGGUUUCCCAAAACCUAAACUUGAAGUACAAAAAGCAAAUGAACCUCAUUUUAAAACCUGAAUCAAAACAUUUUGUAUCCGCCUUUAACAGCAGAUGAGAGCUGUUUCACCCUGCAAAGGAUUUCCCCGUCGAAGUAUUACUAGAGAAGAGCAUAAAUGAGAACUUAUAAACUAAAUUGCAGUUGUUUUGGGAAACCUGGUUCUGUUUUGAACUCUUUCUCUGCCCACUACGCCAUGUUAUUGUGUUUUCUGUAUUGGCUGCUGCUGCUAUCACCGCUGGUGUGUCCGUGUAGAGAAGAGCAAACUUCCACUGUGUCUAAGGCAGAGGGAGACUUGGGCCUGCGUUUUACCUAGUCAAUUACAAUGCAUCCUUCUUCUUCUUCUUCUUCUGUGGUUUUGACAUGGAGCACUGUGUUGCUGCCUCUAGAGACCUUUUUCGAGAAAAACAAAAGAAAAAAAGCAUAAAACAGAACUUUCCGUUUCUUAACUUUGCUAUUAUGAAGUGCCAGACCCUCCUUGAAGUCAGUGUGUUGGCACUGAGUCACAGGUUGCGAAUGAAGCGACAAACUGAGCAUGGAGGUAAACUGUGGUGCUAAUCUGUCAGUGGCUGGGUGCUAACAUGGCUGUGUUAAAAAGCUGUAUUAGCCAUAUUAUUCCUUCUGUUGAUGACUCUGGUCAGUCUUGUGUUUCUGACUGCUGCACUGCUGUAUGCUGACAUAGCGAGGUAUAACUCUGCUGCUGCUGCUUUGCUGAUGAAUGUAGACUAGUCUUCCUCAGCAGGAUCAUACAGACAGACGUGAGUGUCUGGUGGAGCUUUUUUCCUGUUGUGCUAUUUCCUGUUAGACAUUUUGUUCGGAACACAGAGGGAGACUCUUGUCGUCAGGAUCCAGAAAAGAUCAUGAAUGUUGUAUCUUUAUAUGGCCGUUGUCCUGCUUGUAUGUUUAAACCUUUUUUUAUUAAUUAAUAUUAUGGUUUGAUAUUUAUGCUCUGACUCUGUCAAAUGUUUGCACGUUUGAAUUUUUAUUCCCUAAAUUAUAUUUUAUUGCCUUUUUUCCCUGAUCCAAGUGUUCAUACCAUUUCUUUGAUAUUUAUUUGUUUUGUCCUGUAAAUUAACAUGUGAGGAGACAAUUUGUUGAAUCAAGACUUUUUACUAGCUUUUCCACAGAAGCAGGCUUCAUUAGGAGUCACAUGAGGUUCACAGACAUGAAUCAAAGUCACAAUGAAAACGGAAACUAUCUGGCAAUUAGUACGUAAUAAUUACAACAUAUGUUUUCUUGUAUUUUUACGUAGAAAUCUUAUUACAUGUGCUCAUGAUUUAUCGUUAAUAUGACCUCAUCAUACGCUACAAAUUUAAUUUAUAGAGGAGAUGCAAUUAAUUAAGUAAUGUUAAAAUUACAUGGCAGAGAAUGCGUCAUCAGAUUAUUAAACUACUUAAACAACAAUAGAAAGACAAAUUAGUGAAAGACAUAAAUCAGGUUAAAAAUUGAUUUACAAAAAACUACAUAGACAGAUACAUGAAUGCAGCAAUUAUCGCACCUAACAGAGCAGCACUUUUAAAUUUCGUUGUAUUGUUCUCAAUAUAAUGACAAUAAAGGCACUUUGACUUUUUGGACUUUUUUUUGACAGCAAGAUGAAUACUUAAAGGAGAUCAAAUUUACUAAUUGUUGGCAGAUGAGAAGGUUGUUGCCACUUGUGUCUGUACAGUGAAUAUAAAUCUACAGCAAGCAUCUUAGCUUAGUUUAGAUUAGCACAAGACUGGUUUGUGUAGACGCACUUUCACCGGAGUUUUAAAUGAGCAAAACAUUUUUUUUCUAUAAACAAAACUUACAAUAUGUCAUCGGAAUAACUUGAAAAGUGAAAUUACAUAAAAAUACCACACAUGAUGGCUUGUUUCUGUGUUCUUGUCUUCCUGUCCUUGCUAACCUAUUACUUUAUACUUUCUCUGCACUAUGUUCUGCCCUAAUAUCACUUAAAGGAAACAAGAACUGCAGUUUCAUUAUGACUUUGAGUAAUAGUUGUCUGUGAAGCCCAUGCAGCGUUUUGACAUUGGAGGUUUGAGGCGUGUAGCACCAAACAGAGUUAUAAUUUUCCGAAAAUGUGAUAAAGCCUGAAAAUGAAACAAAAUUUGCACUCAACUUCAUCGAAAGUAUGAUAGAAUCCAAUAAUGCAAUAACGUCACCAGUAAUGUCAUAAAAUGUCUGGAUUGAUAUUGUAAUAACAUUUGUACUGAUAAUGUAAUACCAUAAUACAUUAUUGGGAAUUUAACUAUAAUUUUUCAAAUCAGCCUUAUUGUCUUGAUGGCCCCUCUGGAGUUGCGGCAUUUUUUUUUCGCACAUGCCAAAACAAUUAGCCUGUGCUCUCACAGAUAUUUGAAAGCACCAUUUGCAACACAAAGUGAUGCUAAUUUCGCCUUAUUAGGAAGUCAUUCACCACGUGUGUAAAAAGUACCCAGACAUUAUACUUAAGUCAAAGUAGUGGUUCUCAAACUUUUUUGUCAGGCCCCUCUUUGAAAUUAGAAAAAUCAAUCCAACUUUUUUUUUAAAAAAUCUAAUUUCAAAUUUAAAUUGAAACCCCUUUUGAAUGGAGAGAUUUCCACAAAUCAGAUGAGGCAAAGGAGUCACUCAGUCACUGUUGACUCAGAACAUUUUGUGGAGAUUGAAUUGACUUCAUAGCUCGCUUGUGUUAUAUUAGCCAUCUUCUGCAGCUUUUGUCACCUGAAAUCGACAUCAAAGAACUAGCAAUGACAAGGCUGACCAUUGCUUCGCCUUACAUCGCCUGUGCCUCGGCCAAUAAGUUGCACUUGAACACACCGCAAAGACUGCAGCCAGUUGAGACUAGCACUUAUGUUCUACGCCUGUGUGAAAGGAAAUAACCUUUUAUACCAGCAGGUGGCAGUAGUCUGUAUUCGUCAUUCAAAAAAGGAAACUGAUAAGACUGACAGGACAGAUUAAAGACAUUAGUUAGCCAGUUAGUACAUGAACAACACAACCCGAUGUUGAAAGAACCAAAUUCUGAGCUGAACUGCCGAUUUUAUUCACCGACGGGCUCCGCCAUCUCUUUCUCCGAUUUAAAAUGCUGAAUCAGCUGAAAAUAGCUGACGAAGGCCGUCUAAUGCCAACUGUGCAGGACACACCGCUAAAACUAGGGCGGCAUACACUCACUGACAACCCAACAUUGACCAACGACCGACUGUUGGUUUGCUGAAAAACAAAAAAGACCCACAUCAAAGUAAAAAUGUCAUAAUAAUAUCAGUCAGGAUUUUUAUUCAAUUAUUGGUCAAGUUAUUACAUUGUUGGAUUUUAUUAUAUUUUCAUUGAGGUUAAGUGCAAAUCUUACUACAUUUUCAGGCGUUGCUACAUUUUCAGGAAAUUCUAAUACUAUUGGUGCCAAGGCAGUUAGGACUCAUCGAGUCAGCAAUGCUAACCUCUCCUUGACACAGCUCCUCUUUUGUCAUGACUCUGGACCGAGGUCCGGGUGCUCCACAGCCUUGGAGCUCAGGUUAGGAGUCGGCUCGCCUGCUCUCUCUAACUUUGGUGGGGAAAUUUGAACAUUUGAUUAGUUUUCUGGGAAAACUUCACCACUGCACCAGAGAUGUUCCGCCCCCUUCUGGGUGCUUUUCUUUUUUCAGAAGGGCUUUGGUUCGCAGUUGUCUUGUCAGGGAGCUCCUGAGAUUAGCCAGGGGCCACUAAAGGCUGGUGGGCAGAGACCCCUCACCCUCCCCUGCAAUGAAUGAUCGGGGGUAGGGAGUCAUUUCCUCUUCUGCAGACUGAUCUUAUUAAAGCAAACAACCCACCCUCGAUAAUAAAAAAAAAAAACAAAAAACCCGUUUCCAUAUCUACACACGUCAUCAUCCAACACUGCAGUGAUUUACAUCUCCUUCCAGAUUUGCCAAAAUGCAUGGCGCGAGAGACAUUUAACAAACAGAAAAUGUUUAUAAUGAAGCAUAAGUUCUGUUUCUUUUAUUUUUCAAUUUUGAUAAUAAAGACAGACAGUAAGACGAUUUCAUAGGAAAUCCAUACAAGUCCAAACAUGUAGAGGAUGUGGGAAGUAUCGGUCACCCUGAGCUCCACAGCUACAUGCCAUUGUUAUGAUGCUUCUGGUCUUGUAUGGUAACUUAUUUGACUAGAUCAACAGCAUGGGAUCUUUCUGUAGUUAGUCCUGUGUGUGUUCCUCUCCCCAGUCUCAGUAGGAAGGCUGUACUUCAUUGCUAAGUGCACUAUAAUAGAUCUCUUGGUGAUUAUAAUUUCAUAAAGAAGCAAAACCUGCAGAAAGUGUAUCCUGCUGAAACUAACUUGAUCCUCUCUUUAGCAAUGACGUCUAUAUUUGUAGUUCACAUAUAUGCCUGUUCGAAUACAAUAUCUUGACAAUUGUUAUAUUUAUGUUGUGUAAUAAAUGUCGUGCUGGGUUUUUACUUUUGUUUUAUCUAACGUUUUGUUUUUCAUUGUAUUUUCUUUUCUUUGGAGGCACAGUGGGUGGCUUUAUGCACAGGAAUGGAAAUUUAAAAGAUGUUUUUUUUGUUUUGUUUGUUUGGUUUGUACUGUAACGACUCAUUCUGGUUCAGAGCUUCUGACAGUUUUCGUCUCUGGCUGCUCGACAUCCUGCGGACACCUGCCCCGAAUCUCUGUUGUGUUAUUGUGCCUCUCUCUUUUUCUUUUUCUUUCUUAUUUUUUAAAUCAUUCUUUCUCUGUUGUAUCAGCCGGGAGUUGGUACCACAGCUCUGCUUGUAACCACAAUAGAUUAUGUUUAUUGAUUUUAAUAUCAAAAUAAUAAAACCAUUAGCACCCCA
Messenger RNA from Epinephelus lanceolatus (giant grouper), 14879 nucleotides. It is a transcript of the gene crebrf, whose product is annotated as creb3 regulatory factor. The record is from RefSeq and is a predicted model, not a curated record. Gene Ontology annotation, cellular component: nucleus. Gene Ontology annotation, biological process: response to unfolded protein; regulation of transcription by RNA polymerase II. Lineage: Eukaryota; Metazoa; Chordata; Actinopteri; Perciformes; Serranidae. Gene Ontology annotation, molecular function: DNA-binding transcription factor activity, RNA polymerase II-specific; RNA polymerase II transcription regulatory region sequence-specific DNA binding.